Saprolegnia parasitica CBS 223.65 is the source of this 1569-nucleotide messenger RNA. RefSeq lists its product as hypothetical. Gene Ontology annotation, molecular function: 2-isopropylmalate synthase activity. The coding region runs from base 1 to 1569 and encodes 522 amino acids. NCBI's taxonomy places the organism in Eukaryota, Oomycota, Saprolegniomycetes, Saprolegniales, Saprolegniaceae. Gene Ontology annotation, biological process: L-leucine biosynthetic process. The record is from RefSeq and is a predicted model, not a curated record. The transcript has 3 exons.
AUGUUUGCAUCUCGAUCUCAAGCUGUCCGCCGCACCAUGGCGCGCCACGCGUCUCGCACCUUCUCGUCCACCGAGACGGCGGCUUCCGAGCGCCUCAUCAUCUUUGACACAACGCUCCGCGACGGUGAGCAGUCGCCCGGCGCGACGCUCAACUUUCAAGAAAAGAUGCACAUCGCCAAGGGCCUUCACGCCAUGGGCGUCGACGUCUGCGAGGCCGGCUUUCCCAUUGCGUCGCCCGGCGAUUUCGACGCGGUGAAGGACAUCCAGCGCUGCUACGACGCCGUGCGCCAUGCGCCCAAGCACCGCAUCCAUCUCUUCCUCGCGACCUCCGACAUCCACCUCAAGUACAAGCUCAAGAUCUCGCGCGACGAGUGCAUUCGGCGCGCGGUCGAGGCCGUCUCGUUCGCGGCCUCGUUGACGUCCGACGUCGAGUUUUCGCCCGAAGACGCCGGGCGCUCGGACCCGGACUUUCUCUGCGACGUGCUCGCCGAGGAGUACGGCAACCUCUUCUCGUACUUGAUCAAGAACACGCGCGGCAGUGAAAAGGCCAUCUUCUCGACGCACUGCCACAACGACCUCGGUCUCGCGACUGCGAAUGCGCUCGCGGGUGUCGUCGGCGGCGCGCGCCAGGCCGAGGUGACCAUGAACGGCAUUGGCGAGCGCGCGGGCAACACGUCGCUCGAGGAGCUCGUGAUGACGCUCAAGACGCGCCCGCACCUCUUUCCCGUCCACACGCGCAUCGACUCGACGCACAUCAUGCGCUGCAGCCGCAUGGUGAGCCACUACACCGGUAUCGCGAUCCAGCCCAACAAGGCGAUUGUCGGUGCCAACGCCUUUGCGCACGAGUCGGGCAUUCACCAAGACGGUGUGCUCAAGCACCAAGCGACGUACGAGAUCAUGCUGCCCGAGUCGGUCGGUUUGACGGAAAACCGCAUGGUCCUCGGCAAGCACAGCGGCCGCCACGCGUACAGCAAGCGCCUCGAGGAGCUCGGCUACACGGACUUGACGCAAGCGCAGCUCGAUAUGUUUGUGGAAAAGUUCAAGGUCCUCGCCGAUGACAAGAAGACGGUGACGGACGCGGACAUGGAGGCCAUCGUCUCGGACGACCUCUUCAAGCCCGAGACGUUCUGGACGCUCCAGGCGGUGCACGUGACGGCCGGCAACCGCGUCAAGCCGACCGCGACGAUCACGCUCAACUACAAGGAUGGCACGGAAGUGAGCGAGGCGGCGAUGGGGUCGGGUCCAAUUGACGCGAUUUACUCUGCGAUUUCGCGCGCGACCGGGUGCGAGAACCUUUCGCUGCACGAGUACACGGUCGAGAGCAUCACGGACGGCAUCAAGGCGCUCGGCGACGUGACGAUCCGCAUCUCGGAGAACGAAAGCAACAAGUCGGCGCUCAUGAACCCGCAGACCGAAGUGAGCCGCAGCCGCCAAUAUGUGGGCCACGGCGCCAACAGCGACAUCCUCGUGGCGUCGGCGACGGCCUACGUCAACGCAGUGAACCGCCUCUUGGCCGCCAAGGAGCGCGACGAGGCGGCCGCCCGGCGCGAGAGCCGCGCGGCAGCAUAA